Molecule: messenger RNA, 588 nt
Organism: Vicia faba (fava bean)
Lineage: Eukaryota; Viridiplantae; Streptophyta; Magnoliopsida; Fabales; Fabaceae
Source: the annotation of a GenBank genome assembly
AUGACUUUUUAUUUUGUUAAAAACUCCAUCAUCACUAGAAUUACAUCUAAGUACAGCAAAAAUUUCUAUUUUAUGGUUUAUGGCUGCGAAAAUAUCACAUUUGAUGGCGUCAAAGUUACUGCUCCUGCUGAUUGUGUGUCAUUUGGUGAUGGUAGCAGAAAAUUACUUGUCCAAAAUGUGAAUUCUGGAUCAGAUACUGAUAAUGGAGUGAGGAUAAAAACUUGGCUAUUUGGACAAGGAACACUUACUAUUACUGAUAUACGUUUUGAAGAUAUUACCAUGAGUAGUGUUAGGAACCCUAUCAUCAUUGACCAUGAGUAUUGUCCAUGGAACCAGUGCAACAAAAUGAAUCCAUCCAAAAUUAAGAUAAGAAAAGAUAUAUUCAAGAACAUUAAGGUAACUACAAAAGCAGAAGAGGGAGUGGUUCUUAUAUGCAGCAGUGGUGUUCUAUGUGAUGGUGUCGAGUUAAGUAAUAUUGAUCUCAAGUUUAAUGGAAAACCAGCAAAAGCUGUAUGUUCGAAUGUCAAACCUAAUGUUUCAGGAAAUGCUCCUAAAUGUGAAGCUUAUUAUCCACCUCCCUCCGGCUGA